AUGCCACCAAUCUCGACAAGCGACCCGGGCCUCGAUGAUGCCACACAGAUGGAGAAUUCCACUUCGAGGGCGCUUCCUGCCUCUUGGUAUAAAUCGCCUGAAAUGUUCGAACUUGAGAGACGAGCUAUCUUCUCCCGCAAGUGGCUCCUGACCAGUCAUACCCUGCGCUUCUCCAAGACGGGUGAUUGGUUACGAUACGAUAUUGCCGGCUUCAGCUUCAUUCUCGUUCGCGAUAAGGAAGGCGCCGUCAACGCAUUCCAUAACGUUUGUCGCCAUCGUGCAUUCCCAGUUGUUACCGAGGAGGGAGGCACUUCAAGAAUCUUCUCAUGUAAAUAUCAUGGCUGGUCAUACGGGCUAAACGGAAAGCUUGCCAAGGCGCCGGGUUAUCAGGAUCUUGAUGGGUUUGAUAAGAGCAAGAACGGCCUUUUCCCGAUUCACGUUCACACAGAUGUCAAUGGGUUCAUUUGGGUGAACCUGGAUGGCGCCGAGGAGCCGGAAAUCUCCUGGGAAGAUGACUUCAAGGGAAUUGACCUGCAAACGCAACUCAAGUCAUUUAAUUUGGAGGAUUAUUCAUUCGAUCAUUCCUGGGAGUUGAACGGCGACUACAACUGGAAGAUCCUGGCCGACAACUAUAACGAAAGCUAUCACUCCCGGACAGCUCACCCCGACGCUCCCUCAGUGGCCGGUUCGAGCUCUUACUCUGUCGACACUCAAAAUGCCAGCAUCAUCCAUGACCCAAACGCCACCCCGGAGCAGAUUGCCCAGGGCCUGAAGAUUGCCAGCACUUACUACUUCCCUAAUGCCUCGAUGACAGUGUCGCCAAACUGCUUCUUCAUGCAGCGAGUUGUACCUACCUCAUCUACCAGCUGCUCCAUGAAGUACGAAGUUUAUCGCAAGAAAGAAUCCCACGACGAGGAUUUCGAGAAGAUCAAUUCAAUUUUCAAGCGCAUCAUGUCUGAAGACAAGGCCCUCUGCGAAAACGCCCAGAAGAAUCUCAACAGUGGGGUAUUUGUCAGUGGCGAGUUGCACCCUCGCCUCGAAAAGGGUCCCCUUCACUUCCAGAACAUGGUCAGGGAUCUUGUGACCGCGUUCCACAGCCGGGAAGAUGAGGCUGGUCAUGAGAUGUGGCCUUCACGACAAACACUACCAUCCGAGGCUAAGACAAGCCAGGAUGAUAUUGACUUCUGCUCCAAGCUGCAGAGUAAGAGCCCGGCCAAUGGAGACUGUUCAACUCAGGUUGGUGGAUGUUGCGGCGGUGUAGCAUGCCAGUCUGGCAAUCCGGCUUUAGCCUAUUGA
This is a messenger RNA of Penicillium brasilianum, 1296 nucleotides long. NCBI's taxonomy places the organism in Eukaryota, Fungi, Ascomycota, Eurotiomycetes, Eurotiales, Aspergillaceae. The record is from the annotation of a GenBank genome assembly.